AUGUCACUCCUCUUGCGCCUCCCCCGCGCCCUCCGAAUCCCCCGUCCCCAAACCCUCGCACCACGACUGUACUCGACCACCUCCGGGGAACGGGAGCCAUGGCGACGGUUCUCAAAGUUCAUCCAGGUCUCGGAGGAGGUGCAGCAGGCGCUGGCAGAGGGCAAGCCAGUGGUUGCGCUUGAGAGUGCUAUCAUCACACAUGGCCUCCCAUACCCUGACAACGUUGAGCUCGCCGCAAAAGUCGAACAGACUAUUCGCGAAGCUGGUGCCAUCCCGGCCACCACCGCCGUCAUCCACGGAAUCGCCCGUAUCGGCCUUGAAGCCUCUCUGAUCGAUGUACUAGGCAAGGCCGGCUCAAAGAACGUUCAAAAGGUCUCCCGCCGCGACCUCCCCUGGAUCACCGGCGUUGACACCGCCAGCGGCGGCACCACCGUAGCCGGCACCAUGAUCCUCGCCCACCACGCCGGCAUCAAAGUGUUUGCCACCGGCGGCAUCGGCGGUGUCCACCGCGCCGCCGCAAACAGCAUGGACAUCUCCGCCGACCUCGCCGAGCUCGGGCGGACGCCCGUCGCGGUCGUGUGCUCAGGUGCUAAGCCCUUUCUCGACAUCGAGCGCACAAUGGAGUACCUCGAGACCGUCGGCGUGCCGGCCAUCACCUUCGGCAAGAAGGGUGAGGACACAUUCAUCCCAUUGUUCUACAGCCGCGACAGCAGAUGGAAGGCUGAGAUGGUGAUUGAGACGUCGGCGGAGGCGGCUAGGAUCGUGUAUGCGGCGCAGGAGAUGGGGCUGGAGAGCGGACAGCUGUUCAUGAAUCCGAUCCCCAACAGCCACCACAUCAACCAUCUGGCCAUGAAAGACAUCAUCACCGGCGCCGUCACGCGGUGCCGGAAGAAGGGUAUUACGGGGAAGGCCAUCACGCCGUACACCCUCGAGGUCAUCCGCGAGCAGACUCGCGGUGCUUCGGUCCUUGCCAAUAAGGCCCUCGUCGUCAACAAUGCCAAGCGCGGCGCUGAGAUCGCUGUUGAGCUUGCCGCACUCACAAACGGCUCCACCUGGAUCAACGCCGCCUCCGAAGUCUACCGCCCCAAACCCGCCACUGACACCCCCGAACCCACCGUAACGUCCAAAACCGACGUCCUAGUAGUCGGCAGUAUCGCCAUCGACCUCUCCUGCGACGCCACCACCGCCGUUCAACUCUCCACCUCCAACCCCUCCCGCAUCGGCGAGUCCCUCGGCGGCGUCGGCAACAACGUCGCCACAGCAGCGCACUACACAGGCGCAGCGACAAAGCUCAUCUCCGCCGUUGGCAAAGACCUGAGCGGCGAUUGGGCCCUGCAGCGCAUCAAGACGAAGGGAAUGGACCCGAUGGGCAUCAAGCUGGUCGAGGGUUACAGCACGGCGCGAUACGUGGCGUUCAAUGACAGCGACGGGAACAUGAGUGUUGCCAGCGCGGACAUGGCCAUCAUAGAGAACAUUGAUCAUGAGUGGCUGAAGGAGAGGAUUGUGAAGGCGCGGCCGGCGUGGAUCUGUCUGGACGGGAACCUCUCAUCCGAGACUAUCAAGAUGAUUGCUGGCGGCGAGCCCACGGGCGUGUCGAUUGCAUUCGAGCCCACAUCAGUGGAGAAGGCUGCGCGGAUUAUCCACCCCCGGAUGCGUCUCUACCCCCGAACGCGCAUCUCACUGGUAUCGCCGAACGAGCUGGAGCUGGCGAGCAUCUUCAACGCUGCGAAGGAGAAGGAGCUAUUUGAGGCAGAGAAGUGGUUUAAGAUGAUUGAUGAGAUUGGCGUGGACUCGAUGUUUAAUAACGAGAUGGAAAUGCUAGGCCACCAAGCUGGCGUCGAUUUCCGCAGCACCGGCAUACUGCAGCAAGCUGUGCACCUCGCCCCCUACUUCCCCAACCAACUAAUCAAGCUCGGUUCCCGGGGCGUCCUCAGCGUGCGUCUCGUACCCUCCGAGUUUGACAUCAGCGAGCUCGUGCCCAAGCCCGUCGUCACGCGCGGCAGCGGACCGGACAAGCUCGUUGUGCAGCACUUCGCCGCCGAGAAGCCCAGCAGUAUUGUCAGCGUGAAUGGUGUGGGUGAUACGUUCCUCGGCGUGUUCCUGGGCCAUUAUUCGAGGAAGAGGGAGUGGGAGUCUGCGAUCAACAAGGCGCAGCGGGCGGCCGUGUUGACGCUCGCGAGCAUGGAGAGCGUCAAUCCGGAUAUUGAGGCGAAGAAGAAGAAGUAUGGGAAGCUGCAAGAGCCGGUUACUAGCAUUAAUCCGUUUACGAGGAUUGGGUCUUGA
Messenger RNA from Morchella importuna, 2283 nucleotides. RefSeq lists its product as uncharacterized. The record is from RefSeq and is a predicted model, not a curated record. Lineage: Eukaryota; Fungi; Ascomycota; Pezizomycetes; Pezizales; Morchellaceae. Gene Ontology annotation, molecular function: pseudouridylate synthase activity. The transcript has 6 exons. The coding region runs from base 1 to 2283 and encodes 760 amino acids.